UGUAAGCUCAUUACUGAUCAGUGUAAUGGACCUGCCAGAGGAGAUCCUUGCACAUAUUUUCUCAUUCCUGUCUCUGAAGGACAGGUACAUUGCCCUCACAGUAUGUAAAGCAUGGGCUAACGCUAUGACAUGUCCAGCUGUAUGGACACACACUGAGAUCAGGUGUGAGUCUGGAACUUGCAUGCCUCAUCUAUUCUCUAAUCGUCUGCCAUUGGUCAAGCACUUAAAGCUGAGUGUCAGUAUGACUGAACCCAUCAAUCGGAGAAGUGGACUCUGGGUGAUUCAGCAGGCAUUAGCUUCAGGUAGUGGCCAACUGAAUGCAUUGUGUGUUAGCUGUGUUGGGACCGCACCUUUGUUUUAUUCAGGGCAGGACCUGCUGCAGGGGCUGAUGGAUGUACUGACAGAUGGAUCAAAACUCACCAUGCUUGACCUAAGAGGUGUGCCCUUUACCCUCAAUGACAGCUUUGUCAAAAGCAUAGCAUUACUUUGCCCCACUCUGCAAAGCAUUUUCAUCAACAAUAGUUCACUUGUGUGCAGAGUAGUUGCUCAGACCGUGAGGGAAAUGCUAAAACUUUGCCCUGCCCUAAGCUCAAUUGGGCUAUUUCAGGCUAGCCUGUCUCAAGAUGUCCUAAAAGACCUCCUAGUCUCUGAGCGACCAAGUCUGAAGCAGCUCGAGCUGCACUGUGAGCGUUCUGUAAAAUAUGUUCCCCCUCUUAACGACCAGAUUUGGCAAGAGGUUAGUCGUAGGCACCCUUGUCUUAGGGUAGACCUUGAGUUGGACCACACACUACCAGAUCGACACAUUCGAAGAGUGCUUUACCCAAGUAUUCCUGUGCGACAACUUCACCUUCAUACUUGGACAUGCCUGUUACAUGAGCUGCAUCAGGUCACACUGAAUUAUGCAGCCACACUGGAGGUGCUGGGUCUGCAAACCUGUCCUUCACUUGAACUUAACAAAGCACUGAUACACUUGGCAACACAGUGCACGAAGCUCUGUGAGGUGCACUGUUACUGUGUGGUCUCCCAGGAGGUAAUAGCAGCAUUCUGCACACACUGCCCUGAUUUGCACAGAUAUACACUCAAAACAUUUAAGGAGCCACACCCCUGGACUUGCACCUUGCUUAAAUAACCUGCAAGUGCAUACAAACAUGCUUUUGUUGUUUUCUGAAUCUACUUGUUAUUUAUGUAAUGUGUAAUGUACAGUGAUUUGAUAGUGUAGAACAGGGGUGUCAAACUCAUUUUCACCGAGGGCCACAUCAGCAUUAUGGUGGCCCUCAAAGGGCCGACUGUAACGUAUUCUGCUGUGAUUGAAGUCUGUUGUUUUUCUUGGAGGCUAAAUUCUGUAUUUAUAUUGUCCUACUUUACCACAGACACGGCCUCAUAACACAAGAGACGCACCGUUUUCUCUUCCUGAAGCACAAACUUGUUUUCACUUUCAUUAAAUUUCCUCCUUAUGCUUAAUUUUCUUACUUAUCUUCUUGUACAUUUUAGGAUCAUGUGUAAAUAUGUGUAACAUUAUCUACUGGCGGGAUGUGUCACUUUGCAGGUCACAAAAUCAGCAUGCAUUUUAAAAGAUGCAGUUUGUUUAGGAUUUUACAGUAUAUUUUUAAGAUAUUUUUAAUAUUAUAUAUUCUGCCCUCACUAAUAGUUUAUCCCCCUUUCACAGACAGACAGACAGCUCUCUUCAGAAUACAGUCGGUU
Messenger RNA from Trichomycterus rosablanca, 1701 nucleotides. RefSeq names its product F-box and leucine-rich repeat protein 8 (gene fbxl8). Gene Ontology annotation, molecular function: protein binding. The record is from RefSeq and is a predicted model, not a curated record. The transcript is spliced from 2 exons. The coding region runs from base 26 to 1129 and encodes 367 amino acids. NCBI's taxonomy places the organism in Eukaryota, Metazoa, Chordata, Actinopteri, Siluriformes, Trichomycteridae.